CGGAUGGUCCGUCGACCGCUCUUUGGCCCUGAAGGAAUCUUGAUAGUGGAAGAGAAAUACGUAGCGCCGUAUUGGUGAUUUUGGUGUACUGUAGUCGUUUUUCCCCCGCCGUUCCCCCGGUUUUCCAAAGCGGUAGUUGAGGGUUCUCCGGAAGCGGGGUGGAAAGAUUCUCGUGCGGUAGCUAGUUUGCAGACAUGGAUACUUCUGGGCAAGUUAUCAAAUGUAGGGCGGCUGUGGCUUGGGAAGUCGGCAAGCCACUUUCGAUUGAAGAAGUGGAAGUCGCUCCACCAAAGUCUCAUGAAGUUCGUGUGAAGAUAAUAGCCACAGGAAUAUGCGGAACGGAUGACCAUGUGCUGGCAGGUUCUUUCUCCAAAGUAGAGUAUCCUGUAAUUCCAGGCCAUGAAGGAGCUGGAAUAGUAGAGAGCGUUGGGCCAGGAGUGAUGUGUGUGAAACCAGGAGACAAAGUGAUUCCUCUUUGUCUGCCCCAGUGUGGAGAAUGCAGCUCGUGUUUAAAAUCAAACACCAACUGUUGCUUGAAAACCCACAUCUGCGAACCACAAAAUCUGAUGCCUGACAAAACCAGUAGAUUCACCUGCAAAGGGAAACAAGUUCAUCACUUUCUUUGGAUCAGCACUUUCUCUGAAUAUACAGUCAUGCCUGACUCUACCAUUGUUAAAAUUGAUGAUGCUGCACCUCUGGAUAAAGUCUGUCUUUUUGGUUGUGGAUUCUCUACUGGUUAUGGGGCUGCCCUCAAUACAGCCCAGGUUAUGCCUGGAUCCACCUGUGCUGUUUUUGGUUUGGGAGGAGUUGGUCUCUCUGUGGUCAUGGGAUGCAAAGCAGCUGGAGCGUCUCGUAUCAUUGGGAUUGACAUUAACAGAGACAAAUUUGGAAAGGCAAAAGAAUUGGGAGCUACAGAAUGUCUUAACCCUCAAGAUUACAAGAAACCCAUUCAAGAAGUACUGCUGGAAAUGACUGGACAUGGUGUGGAUUAUGCCUUUGAGGUUGUUGGAUGUUUGGAGACAUUGACAGCUGCUUUGGCAUCCUGUCACAUGGGCUGUGGGAUCUGUGUAAUGGUUGGUGUGCCUCCCUUAGGUGCACAACUCUCUUUUGAUCCCAUGCUGCUUUUAACAGGACGCACCAUGAAAGGGAGUUUCAUUGGAGGCUGGAAGAUGAAAGAUUCAAUUCCUCAGUUGGUCUCCAGUUACAUGGAAGGGAAAUUUAAACCAGAUGUUCUGAUCACCCAUGUUUUGCCAUUCAGUGAAAUUGGAAAAGGAUUUGACUUGCUUCAUGCUGGAAAGAGCAUUCGUACUGUCUUGAUGUUUUAAGUUGCUCAACUUGCUGCAUCUGCCUGGAAGUCUUUAGCCUGGAACCAUGAAGAACACCCUUUUCCUUGGCUCUAUGUUUGUUCUGAAAGUUCUGGCAAAAGAUGCUAUUAUUUCGUCUCUUUCUGUGUUUAUGUUUAGAAUGUAGCAUAAACUACAGGAUUUACAACAUGGAAAGUUGAUUUUACUUGGCUCCAAAUGCUGAAAAAUUCCAAGUCAUGGCCUUAGUUCUAAUUAUCACAGGAAGAGCACAAUCCAGCAUUUCUAAGGCUCCAAAAUGGAAAAAAAAUCUAUCAUACUUACAUUAAAUGCAUUGGAAAAUUCAUGUCUUGGAUCGCUUAGCCUUAUGGUAUUAGAAUGUGACAUGAUUCACUAAUUGAAUUACACCAGAAUGGCACCUGAUUAGUGAAGAGAGAUUAGGACCAAUCACCCUUGACUGCUUUCUCCUUAUAGUUCUGUCUCCACAGCAUUAAUUCCACUGAAACAGGGCCACGCCUCCAGGCAGUCCCUUGGUGCCAGCAGCAGCUCCUGUCCUCUGGCAGCCCAGGGCCACACAUGUGGCAACCUCCCUUCAUUUUCUUGGCACUGCAGUUCUCUUGUUAAGCCAGUGAUCAAAUGGGGACUUGGACCCAGGCUUUUCUGGUUCCAGUCCAACACCUCAACCACUGCACUAGCUGUCAUAGAGGGUGGGUGCCUCUGCCAUAUAAUUUGAUAUCAAAGAAUUUGAGACUUGCUCUUUGCUUUCUCUCCUGUUCAUGCUUCCUUACCACCCAUAGCCUAAUGUGCUGAAGAUAGAAUGGAACUGUCUUCCUUGGCUUGCCCUCCAAUUUGAAUGCCAACCAUGCCAACUCUGUACUUUCAGUGCACAGUCAAUGGAACUAGAUACCAAAGCAUCUGUCAGCAGCUCCAGUAAUUGUUUUAGGUAUGCUUAAUUGUGCACUGAAAAUUGUGCAAAGCUAAUCAACGAAAGAAAAGUACACAUACAAUAGCAUCAGAGGAUCAGCACUGCUUCAAAAUGGAUAAUAAGCAUAGCAAUUUUUUUAAAAGGGCCUGGCAAAUCAUUAUAAAUGGAACAGCUGCAACACUUGGACUAUAUUGCUUUAAAGUUUUCUUCCUCGACCUUUGGCUGAAAAAGGCUCAUUUAAAUUUGUCAACACAUACAAUAGGAACAAUCCUUAGUCAUAAAUCAUGUGAAUAUUUUCCAUUCCAGUGUUUUACAAUUCUUCCAGCCAACUCCCAUUUCCCAGAAAAUCCACCAAAUAGAUUUUAAAUGCUGAAGAUAUACUAAGAAAAAUGGAGGCAUCUAUAACAUAAAGCAAUUGAUCUGAAGUCAUUCUGAUGUCAACCCCAAAACCGACAAUAAUGAGGACGAGACCAAACCAUCCUCUUACAGUCUCAGUAAAAUAAAUCAGCCUUCGCCACACUGGGUGCCUUUCAGAUGUGUGGACUUCAAAUUCCAGAUUACUCAGAUUUAUUGGUUAGGGAUUAUGCAGAUUGAAGUCCAACAAUUGCAGGGUGCCCAACUUGGAAAAAGCCUGAGGACAGUGGACAUGAAGAACUGCUUACCUAUGGUAUCCCUUUUUGCACUUCAAAACUAUGAUAGGAUGGGACAUCUAUAAUAAAUUGCUGGUUAGGGCUUUAGAGACUCCUGAAUUGAAAGGUACUGAAAGCUUAAUUUGGGACAUUGUUUGGAGUAGAGAAGAGACCAAAAGAUUCUAUCGUAUUUUUAAAAGAGAAAAGAUGAAAAAAAAAUCCUUUUCAAAGGGUACAAGCCAUUUUGUUUGGCCUUAUGUGAAGUGAAACCAUUUAUGGUGUGUGGGCUUUUUGUUGAUGAAAGAACAAAAAUACGAUUUUUAUAUUGUGUUUUGAGAUCGCCCAGUCAGAUGUUGGAAGGCUUGAACCAGCUGGAACAAUUCCUGGGAGCGCAAAAGUAGGAAUUAUCUGAAUGUCAAAGGCAGUUUUAAAAAGGCUUUCAUUUAAGUAGAAUUGAAUGCUUUAUGCACUGGUAGUAAAACAAAUGCUAACAAUAAGAGAAAAUGUAUUAGAAAUCCUCACAAAAGGCAGCCUUAAAACUAUUUUUUAAAAAUAUAGUUGCAUGCAAAACUUUGGUAUCCUAAAUCUCUAAGUAAAUAGAAGUUGACAUAAUGAUACAGAGUUGCACAUCUUUUUGCAAAUUUGAAUGUAUACUUACUAUGGAUGUUGGUUUAAAAUUUUUAAAAAAAACAGUAUGGUGGAUGGAGAAAUUUGGACACCCUUUCAAUUAGUACUUUAUUAUAGCUCCUUUAACAGAACUAACAGCUUCCAAAUGUUUCCUGUAGCCAGCUAAGUCUUUCAAUUCUUGCUUUUGGGAUUUUUCCCCCUACUCUUCCCAGCUCAGAAAUAUUCUUAGAUCUCCUUGCAUGCACUGCAUGUUUGAGAUCUCCCCACAGAUUUGUAAUAAUAAGUGUGGGGACUGUGAAAGCAAGUCUAAACUUACUUUAUUUUCCUAUUAGUACUUCAAGGUUGAUUUAGUGGUAUGUUUCAGGUCAUUGUCUUGCUGAAUCAUCCAACCCUUUGUGCCUUCAGUUUCUUAACUGCCUGUGGCACAUUAAUUUCCAGGAUGUACGGUUACUUAGUUCAAGUCAUUUUUCCUUCCAUCUAUGCAAUAGUUCCUGUGGCCGCUGGCUGCCUCACAACUAUAAAGCAUAAUAGAGCUGCAUAACUCUUGUAUUUAACAGUUGGCAAGGUCUUCUUGUCUUCAAAUGUUUCACCUUUUUUUCUCCAAGCUUAAUUUAUAUGGUUGUGGUUGGACGGUUCAGUAUGUGUUUCAUCAAUCCAAAGCACUUUGUCCCACUGUUCAAGGUUUUCUUUUGCAAAAUUUAGACAUUGACUUCUGUGAUGAGGUCAGAGAAAAAUUUCCUUCUGACAGCUUUCCUGUGCAGAUCAGUGUUGUGUAAGUAAUGAUGUCCUGUUUAUCUGUGGAAAAGUACUCCAGUAUCUGCUAAACCUUUCAGUAGGUUAUAUGAAGUGGUCUGUGGGUUCUGUUUUGCAGUGGGUUCUAGCAGAGACUUUGCUUCGUGUUCCAUAUCUUGCCUUGACUUCAGCAGUUCCAUUUCUUAAUGUUUCUCAGAAUUAAAAGUGCUAACUGUAAGUGUUCAGGGUUUUUUCUAACCAUCCCCUGCUUUUAAGAAUUCACUAUUUUCAUUUUCAAAUGCUCAGGUAGCUGCUUAGUUAUUAGCCCACAGUUAUUGAAAGUAGACACAACAACAAACACAACAUGAGGGUGAAGGGUCAGUGUAUUUUUUCACCUGUGAAAUUGUCUUCACCUUGCUAACUAGGUUAAUGAGUCAAGUCACCUUUUGAGGCUUAUUAACAAUUUUACAGUAAAAAAAAAUGUAACAUUGAAUCAGCUGGAAGGGAGUCCAAACUUUUCCACUUACUACAUUCAAAUUCAUCUUAAAGAAUCAAGGUCCAGGCCAUUGAUAUUUUUGGGAGAACCAGCUGCCAAUCCGAAUGCAAAAUAUGCAGAGAUAUGUUUUAGAGCAGAAGCAAAUAAAACAAACAAACAAAAAGGCCAGGAUCAACUGUAAUAAAUUUAGGUGUUUCAGAACAAGAAAUGGGUGAGUAGUUAAAAACAGGUAGAGAUCAAUUUCCAAUGGUUCUGAACCAUCUGUGGUGUCCCCAUACUAUGGAGAAGUUGUCUGAUUUGAGGAGUAGGCAGGACUUAAGGCUUCCUAAGUUUUGGUGCCCAGAUUGGCAUGGGGGUGGGGGAGUCAGAUAGCAAACACAGGAACUCCAGCAGUAUAACUUGUCAACUCCCAUCCUCUAAGCCAAACAAAAUGGCUUAAGAAAAAGCUUUUGAGGAAUGUGUAAGGGGUGGUUCCCCAACUGACAAAGAUUCAGGAGACUUAUCAUGUAAACAACCAGCCACCAUCUUUCCCAUUAUCAAGGAAAAGUCCUGCCUCCUUCCUGCAAAGACUGUGAGAAAGAGAACCAGAAUAUUGAUUGUAAUGUACGCAAAUAUAUGUUGGUAUUAAGUUGAAAAUACUUCACUUGCUAGAAUUCUUGUACCCCUGCCCAUUUCAUCUUAAUAAAACUUGCUAAAGAA
Candoia aspera is the source of this 5409-nucleotide messenger RNA. RefSeq names its product alcohol dehydrogenase 1-like. The transcript is spliced from 9 exons. The record is from RefSeq and is a predicted model, not a curated record. NCBI's taxonomy places the organism in Eukaryota, Metazoa, Chordata, Lepidosauria, Squamata, Candoiidae. Gene Ontology annotation, biological process: retinoic acid metabolic process; retinol metabolic process. Gene Ontology annotation, cellular component: cytosol. The coding region runs from base 195 to 1325 and encodes 376 amino acids. Gene Ontology annotation, molecular function: all-trans-retinol dehydrogenase (NAD+) activity; zinc ion binding.